Molecule: messenger RNA, 1605 nt
Organism: Pediculus humanus corporis (human body louse)
Lineage: Eukaryota; Metazoa; Arthropoda; Insecta; Psocodea; Pediculidae
Product: cAMP-dependent protein kinase catalytic subunit, putative
Exons: 3
Coding region: 1-1605 (534 amino acids)
Biological process (GO): peptidyl-serine phosphorylation; intracellular signal transduction
Molecular function (GO): ATP binding; protein serine/threonine kinase activity
Source: RefSeq, a predicted model, not a curated record
AUGAAUGGUGGCGGAAACGGCGGAAACUGCAUCGACAGUUUGUCCGUCGCGAGUCGAUUGUCGACGUCGAGCGAAGAAGGUAGCAAACCAAAGGAAAACGUCGUCGAAAAGCGCGAUCCGAACGACUACAUAUUCGGAAAAGCCAUAGGAGAGGGUAGCUUUUCGACGGUUUAUCUCGCCAAAGAUAUUCACACGAACAUGAUGUGUGCAAUUAAAGUCUGCGGUAAAAGUCACAUAAUCAGAGAGAAAAAAGUCGAACACACGAAAAGGGAAAAGGAAAUCCUAUCAUUGUUGAGUUCUAAAUCGAGGAAAACGGCUCCAUUUUUCGUGCGAUUGUAUUGCACGUUCCAAGACAAAUCAAGACUGUACUUUGUGUUGUCGUACGCGAAAAACGGUGAAUUGUUUUCACACAUAAACAAAGUCGGUAGCUUCGACAUACCCUGCACGAAAUUUUACGCGGCCGAAAUCCUUCACGCUCUCGAACACAUGCACAGUUUGGGAAUAAUACACCGGGAUUUGAAACCUGAAAACAUAUUGUUGGACGAUAAAAUGCACAUACAAAUCACGGAUUUCGGAUCUGCUAAAAUACUUAAGAAAGAAGAAAGUUCGGACGAGGAUUCGCCGACGAAGCAAAGGCGAAACAGUUUCGUGGGUACCGCUCAUUACAUAUCUCCAGAACUAUUGACGGACAGUUCCGAGUGUUCGCGGAGUUCGGAUUUGUGGGCUUUCGGAGCCAUUAUAUAUCAAAUGAUCGCGGGUUUGCCCCCCUUUCGCUCGAAUAGUGAAUAUUUAAUAUUUAAAAAAAUUAAAAAUCUCAACUACGAAUUUCCAGACGGUUUUUGUCCGUGCGCGAAAGACUUGGUACAAAAAUUGUUGGUCGUGGAUCCGUCGAAAAGACUCGGAGCUCACGAUGGCGACACGUAUUCAUCAAUAAGAUCUCAUCAGUUUUUUAACGGAAUGGAAUUCGAGAGUUUAUACUGUCAGACUCCUCCGCAAAUCUAUCCUUAUCUUCCUGGAACGUCUGACCACGGAGAAUUACGUAGUCAAUAUAGAGUACCUGACCAUUUCGAGCCCGGAUUGGACGAUCGUCAAAUAACGAGACUGUUAGGAUUGGAUCUUCAAGGCACGUCACCGCCGAAAACAUCAUCCCCGGAACCACCGGUGGAAAAAGCUAGGAAAAAAUCCGGUCUAGGUCUCGAACAUUUAACACCGGAAGAAAUCAAAUCAAGACUGGCAGAGCAAAAAGUCACGUCGGAAAGGUGGCAUUCACUGUGCGACGGUAACCUCAUACUCAAACAAGGUUUGGUAGACAAGAGAAAGGGUUUGUUCGCUCGUCGACGAAUGCUCAUGCUCACUUUGGGUCCUCACCUGUACUACGCGGAUCCCGUGAGCAUGGUUCUCAAAGGAGAAAUACCCUGGAGUCCGGAAUUGAGAGUCGAACCUAAAAACUUUAAGAUAUUUUUCGUUCACACUCCGACGCGAACGUAUUACUUGGAAGAUCCCGAGGGAUACGCGUUGGAAUGGUGCAAAGCCAUUGAAGAAAUGAGAGUUCACACUUACGGCUGUGACAAAAAUCCGAUCAGAGUCGGAGAGUGCAGGACAUAA